Molecule: messenger RNA, 1416 nt
Organism: Amborella trichopoda
Lineage: Eukaryota; Viridiplantae; Streptophyta; Magnoliopsida; Amborellales; Amborellaceae
Product: WAT1-related protein At4g19185
Cellular component (GO): membrane
Molecular function (GO): transmembrane transporter activity
Source: RefSeq, a predicted model, not a curated record
CGAUAAAGAGUGAUGCUCUUCCGAACGAAUCAGCACGGAGAGCCAUGGGGAUUACAUGUUUCAGAGUCGUGUUUUAGGGUUAGGGUUUGUAAAUCGCACACAGGCUCUGCAUGAAAGUAUUCUUAGUUAUAUAGUUGUUGUGAAUUGGGGUUUGGUGAGACAUCGUCAUGUUGAGUGAGAACUGGAGGGCUCAUGCAGCUCUGGCCUUGGUCCAGUUCAACUAUGGAGCUUACCAUGUUAUAACGAAGCUGGCCCUUAAUGUUGGGAUGAACCAGGUGGUGUUUUGCGUGCUCAGAGACCUUAUUGCUCUCUCGCUUCUAGCUCCGGCUGCCUAUUUCCGGGAAAAAAGAAUACGACCACCAAUAUCGCGCAGUCACCUUGUGGCAUUCUUCUUUCUAGGCCUAACAGGGAUAUUUGGCAACCAGCUGUUAUUUCUUAUUGGCCUUAGCUACACAAGUCCUGCAUAUGCUGCAGCAGUACAACCUGCCAUUCCAGUGUUUACAUUCAUCUUGGCUGUGCUAAUGAGAACCGAAGCAUUGAAUUUGCUCAGAACUGAGGGCAAAGUGAAGGUUGCAGGCACACUUAUUUGUGUUUUUGGUGCUGUUUUGAUGGGAUCAUUCAGAGGUCCAGCUGUCUUUGGUAACGGGUAUAUGGACCUUGCAGCUGAAAGUGAGAUAAGUGCCAAGCCUCAACCAGAGCCUGUUGGAUGGUUGGCACCUUCGGUACUGGAAUUAGGUUUUGAAAGAUGGCACAUUGGUGUCUUGUGCCUGAUCGGAAACUGCAUAUGCAUGUCCCUCUACUUAGCUUUACUGGUUCCAGUUUUGGCGAAAUAUCCUGCUGCUUUGUCAUUGACAGCAUAUUCGUACCUUUUUGGUACUAUAUUGAUGAUUUUGACGGGAUUUUUCGCCACUAAUGACUACACAGAUUGGAUCUUAACUAGGUCUGAGAUACUUGCAGUUGUAUUUGCUGGAAUUGUUGCAUCUGCUUUUAACUAUGGUCUCCUAACGUGGUGCAAUAAGAUUGUGGGGGCUACAAUGGUGUCUCUUUAUAAUCCACUUCAACCUGUGACAUCUGCCAUCUUGUCAAGAUUUGUACUUGGAAGUGCUAUUUAUCUUGGAAGUAUGAUCGGGGGCUUUCUCAUAAUUGCAGGUCUAUACAUUGUCACUUGGGCACGUCGUCAAGAGAGGCAGGCAGCUGUGACUGUUGCUUACACAGGUAAGGACUCAGAGCGUUACAUGACCAAGUUGUCUUACCAAAAGGGGUAUGCACAUGUUGGACAAUCUUCAUCACUAACCAGGCUUGUAUAGAGCAGAUAUAAAAUUUUGACAUUCAUUUCUAUUAACAAACUGUAUCCAUUCAAUGACCUUCAAUUAUUAUGCAAUGUAUUUGUUAUCAAUAUAAUUGUGUUUUUUAUGA